This is a messenger RNA of Miniopterus natalensis, 1889 nucleotides long. RefSeq names its product ring finger protein 166 (gene RNF166). The record is from RefSeq and is a predicted model, not a curated record. Lineage: Eukaryota; Metazoa; Chordata; Mammalia; Chiroptera; Miniopteridae. Gene Ontology annotation, molecular function: ubiquitin protein ligase activity. Gene Ontology annotation, biological process: ubiquitin-dependent protein catabolic process; protein polyubiquitination.
ACUGGCAGGCUGGGACCAGGGUCAUGGAGCCAGCACAGGUCCUAGAGAGCCACAGCUGCAGCUCUACCCAGUUCCAGGAUACAGCAGAGGGUCCCAAGGGCCCAUGGUUGGGAGGGGUUCUAGGGUCAUCUUUUAGCCAAAUGGUGCCCAUCCAGCCAGUGGGAUUCAGGCUCAUAAGUGAAUCUCUCCAGAAAUGCACAAUUGACAACAGAGGUGAGUUGCCCUGCGUGUGCUGCAGCAGGCCGGCCUGUGACCUCAGGCCCAUGUCCUCUGCCCCCUGCAGGUUCUGUGGGGAGUGCCUCCAGCCGUGUCUGCAGGUACCAUCCCCCCUGUGCCCACUGUGCCGCCUGCCCUUCGACCCCAAGAAGGUGGACAAGGCCGCCCAGGUGGAGAAGCAGCUCUCAUCCUAUAAGGCACCCUGCCGGGGCUGCAACAAGAAGGUGACACUGGCCAAGAUGAGAGUGCACGUUUCCUCCUGCAUGAAGGUCCAGGAGCAGAUGGCCAACUGUCCCAAGUUUGUCCCCGUGGUGCCCACAUCCCAGCCUAUUCCCAGCGCCGUCCCCAACAGGUCCACCUUCACAUGCCCUUACUGUGGCGCCCGCAACCUGGACCAGCAGGAGCUGGUGAAGCACUGCGUGGACAACCACCGCAGCGAUCCCAACCGCGUGGUGUGCCCCAUCUGCUCGGCGAUGCCCUGGGGUGACCCCAGCUACAAGAGCGCCAACUUCUUGCAGCACCUGCUCCACCGGCACAAGUUUUCCUACGACACCUUUGUGGACUAUAGCAUCGAUGAAGAAGCCGCCUUCCAGGCCGCCCUGGCCCUGUCUCUCUCCGAGAACUGAAGGUAUAGCCCAGCCACCAGGACCGAACCUUCCCGCCUCAAGGGAUAGAGCCAUGCUUGCUCUCUGUGGCCUGGCGCCUGCACUUGAAUGCGCCUUGUGGGCCAGGUGGGGCCUCUGUCAUUUCAGAAGAAGAGGUGGUCCUCAAGAUUGCCAGGGACCAGGAGAGACUGCUGUCCCCUCUCCAUCAGAGAAGGGCCGGCUGUGCUCCUGGCCUAGCAUGGCUGGUUUCUUUGGUGCUUCGGGCCAAGCAGGCGGCCCUCUCAGGGCCGGCCCGUUGGGACUGAGAGCAGUCAGCUGUCUGUCUCUCUCAAAGCCAUGAUGUCCUCCCCAUGCAGAGGGGGAGCCCCAGUGACAUCAGCCAGCCACUGGUGUCUGGCAGCGCUUCCCCCUGUGCACCUGGUACUGGCUUUGUGAUACCUAGAAAUUCUGGCAUUUUUCUAUAUUAUCCAGUGUGAUAACCUUUUCACAUUUUAUAGAGCAAAGACAAAGCAGUUACUCUUCAUAUUGCAAUAUCUGUGUUUGACUAGGAACAAUAGUAUUUUUAUGGAACAUUUACAAAAUUAUAUUUUUUAAAAAAAAGUCAAAAACAAACAGUUGUGGGAUCGAGCUGGGGAGGGAAGGAGAAAUGGGGCAAAUGCCGGAGCCAGAAUGAACGUGGAGUUUCACUUGUGCACACAGGAUGGAGGUGGCCACAUCCCAGAUCUCCCAGGGUUUUCCAGGGUUCCUGUGGUUGGUUUGUCAUUUCCCUUUGAUAACGACCUGGAAGAAAUCUCAGCUUGGCCUUGGCCACUUGCAGUGGCUGCUGGGCUGUUCUGGGGCCUCCUCCUGCCCGGGUCCUGGCCUCAGCCCCACUGUUAUCUUUCCAAAGCUGACCCCAUCCUGCCUCAGGCAGGGCCACCCCCAGUGGGGGUAGAGCGUGGUGGUGGUGGGGCAGGGCUGUGCAGUGGUGGACUGGGCCAGAAAAUGCUUGUCAGUACUCUUGUUUGGUUCAUGGCAUAAAUUAUUGCUGUCUUUAAAAAAAAAAAAUAAAACGUUUCAAAGCAUCUA